Messenger RNA from Coregonus sp. 'balchen', 23375 nucleotides. The record is from the annotation of a GenBank genome assembly. NCBI's taxonomy places the organism in Eukaryota, Metazoa, Chordata, Actinopteri, Salmoniformes, Salmonidae.
AUGUCUAAACUACAGUUGUUGCAUGUGUUUUUAAAUGAGCGUUUAACGGCGGCUGCUGUGGAGAUUUUCGGAGCAGUUGAGAAAACGGUAGUGGAGUACCAGGAGGAGAAUUAUCGUCUACGGAGACUACUGCGGAUAACACCGGACAUAAAACAAUGUAAAAUAGCUCGUAUCAUUUAGAUCUAUGCUGCCGUACAAUUGCAAACAGCAGUGACUACACAUUUGGUCACAUUUAGUUGAGACCCAAAUUAAGCUUUGUAGUAUCUGUUUUAUCUUGUUACAACGUGUCCUGGUUCAAUUAUUUUCUGUUUAAGAGAAACUGGAGUUUCAAAUGUGCAAUAACUAACGUUAACGUUAACGUUAGUUGUUCAGAGAAGGGUGCAAUUGCGGCCCACAAUUCGGGGCGUUUCAGCAUGUGGGCAUUUCUGCAUCUGCAGGAACCUUGCUUCAUCCUGCAACGCCAUUGUUAGGCUGGACAAUAGAACGAGUCAAAAUUUACCCAAGGCUGAAAAACAGCAAUAGAACGUUGGCUAAGCUGGAACACUAGCGUGAGCCCAUAGCAAAUGAAUUGAAUCGAACGUUCCCAGGGCCUAUUUUUACUGGAAUUAUGCUUAGAAUUCAAUUUCGCCUAAAUAGCACAAAAAAAUGUAUCUGUUCUUAGGAUGAAACUAAAGAAAAAAAAAACUUGUGUAGAAAGUAAACACCUCACCUCGAUGGUGUCAACUGUGCUUAUAUCUGCGUAAUGAGGAAGUAGUGAAAAAAUGAAAACUUCAGACUAUUUCUGGUCUAGUGAUCGAUGACAACCGAUCUCGCUUUCCAGACUUACAUAAUUACAAAGAGGAGAUUCUCCUGAUUUAAAAUGGUGUCAGACUUGAAAAAAUCAAAAUAUACACAUUGAGAGAUAUUUGGCGAAAUAGACCGGCAUACUUCUCCAUAGGAAAACAAUGGGUGGAGCUCAGGGUUCCAAGGGCAAAAAGUAUUUUGCGGCUAGCAUUUGAUGACAACCGAGCUCGCUGCCCAGACUUACAUAAUUACAAAGAGGAGAUUCUCAUGAUUAAAAUGGUGCCCGACUUCAAAAAAUCAAAAUAUACACAUUGCGAGAUAUUUAGCAAAAUAAACAGACAUGCCUAUAUUCCCCCUAUAGAAAACAAUGGGACGACCUCAGAGUUCAAUGAGUAAUUGUUUGUUGUUACCAGCGUGGGCAGGUCUCAUUGCCAAGAAUAGCGAAGCAGGCAUUGUGACGUAGAACAUUCUGAAGGAAAGUUGGUGCCACAGUGCUCUAUUUAACUAAUAGGAGCUGGCAGGGUGAAACAUGCCCUAAAAUAAGGCCUGUUUUUUCGUGAUUACUUUGAAACUAUGAGAAGCAGCUGGGACAUAUGGUAAUAUUAUGAAACUGGGCUCCACGGCAGAUGCAAUGAACUAGUUUUUAUCCGAAAAAAGCGUUGUUAAAAAUGUAAUGUGUCCAGCCUACCAUUGUUUACAGACAGCUCGUUGCGGACGCUUCCUUAACCAGGCGUCCUUUAUAAACCAAAUCUAAACUAUUUGGUUUCACCAAAAUAAUGUUUCCAGUCGAGGCAUAUUAAGUAUAUCUAGGAACAAUGCUUACUCUUAGAUGUGUUGAAUGUGCCCUUCCGUAUAAAAUAAGCGUUUAAAACGGUUUAUCUAGGGUCUCCCAUUUUCGGCCAUUCUAGACAACACAGUUGCGCGAGAGUAAGUUACAAUGUAGUCUCCCACUUCUACAGGUGGAAAAUUGGAGACCCUGGAUAAAAACCUGUUUUAAAUGCAUAUUUGUUAGCGAAGGACACAUUCAACAUGUCGAAUCGUAAGUAUUGUGAUAUGGCUCUGUUGACUGUAAAAGUUAUUUGGGUGAAACCAAAUAGUUUAGAAAUAUUUUGUACGUUAUGGCGGAAAAUGCUUGAGGGUUACUUAAAUGCAACAUUCAAAAUGUGAAAACAUAAUUACAUAAAACCGUUAAAUACAUUUGGAAUGUAGUUAGAACCCUCAACUGUUUCCAUCAAAAAGAAAAGUUGGUUCAACACAUUUAGGUUGUAGAUACUGUACCUUUCUUUUGCAUUACCCAUGUAGUAGUUUAAGGGCAGAUCAGUGGUCAGGGUUGACAUGCAUAAAAUGUUUUCUUCAUAAUAAGAUAAUCCAUCAAUGUAUUACCACUUACAUUGCCUUAAGAAAGUAUUCACACCCCUUGACUUGUUCCACAUUUUGUUGUUACAAAUUGGGAUUAUAAUUAAUUGAAUUGUCAAUUCAAUUAAUUAUAUGCUCUACAGAAAAUACUGUCAAAGUGGAUGAAAAAUUAUAACAUAAAAAAGAGAAAUAAAACAUUCAUAUCUUCAUUAGAUAAGUAUUCAGCCCCCUGAGUCAAUACAUGUUAGAAUCACCCUUGGCAGCGAUUACAGCUGUCUUUUUCGGUAAACACACCUGGAUUGUACAAUAUUUGCACAUUAUAAUUUUUUUAAACUCCUCAAGCUCUGUCAAGUUGGUUGUUGAUCAAAUUUAUUGAAAAUGAAAUACAGAAAUAUCUCAUUUACAUAAGUAUUCACACCCCUUUGCUAUGACGCUCCAAAUUUGAGCUCAGGUGCAUCCAACUUCCUUUGAUAAUUCUUGAGAUAUAAUUACAACUUUGAUUGGAGUUCACCUGUGGCCAAUUCAAUUGUUUGGACAUGGUUUAGAACAGGGAUGGGCAACUAAUUGCAUUCUAAACUGAAGGCUAUGAUUAGUUGAAUAUUGAAGUUAGGUGUGUUAGCUAGUGCUAGAAAAAAAAAAAACACCUGUCUAUAUAAGGUACGACAGUUGACAGUGUAUGUCAGACCAGAAACUACCAUGAAGUCCAAGGAACUCGCUGUAGAGCUCUGAGAUAGAAUUAUGAUAAGGCAUAUAUCUGGGGAAGGGUAUUAAACAAUUUCUAGAGUGUUGAAAGUUUCAAAGAGCACAGUGGUCUCCAUCAUUGGGAAAUUGAAAAAAUAUGGAACUGCCUAGAGCUGGCCGUCCGACCAAACUGAGCAACUGGGCAAGAAGGACCUUGGUCAGGGAGGUGACCCAAUGACCACUCUGACAGAACAACAGAGUUCCUUGGCUGAGAUGGGAGAACCUGCCAGAAGGACAACAGUCUCUAUUGCAUUUCACCAAUCUGGGCUUUAUGGGAGGGUGGCCAGAAGGAAGCCACUUCUGAGAGCAUAAGGCAAAAGAUUCUGUGGUCUGAUGAGACAUAAAUGUAACUAUUUGGCCUGAAUUCAAAACGCUAUGUCAGGACAAAACCAGGCACAGCUCAUCACCUGUCUAACACCUACCCUACCGUGAAGCAUGGUGGUGGCAGCAUCAUGCUUUGGGGAUGCUUUUCAGGGCAGGGACUGGGAGACUGGUAAGGAUAGAGGGAACAGUGAAUGGAGCCAAAUACAGGCAAAUCCUUGAUGAGAACAUGCUUCAGAGUGCAAAUGAUUUACAUUCCAACAGGACAAUGACCCAAAGCAUACAGCCAAAGCAAUGCUGGAAUGGCUUCAGAAUAAUAAUGUAAAAGUUCUUGAGUGGCCCAGCCAAAGCUCGAACUUGAAUCCCAUUGAAAUUCUGUGGAAAGACUUAAAGAUUGCUGUUCACCGCCGCUCCCCAUCUAAUUUAAAAGAGCUUGAGAAAAUCUGCAAGGAAGAAUGUGAGAAAAUCCCCAAAACCAAAGCUGAUACAGACAUACCCAAGAUGACUCAAAGCUGUAAUCGCCGCAAAAAGAGCUUCUACAAAGUAUUGACUCGGUUGUGAAUACAUUUUUACAUAUUUAGCAGACGCUCUUAUCCAGAGCGACUUACACUAUCUUUUUAUUUUAUUUUUCACACUGGCCCCCCGUGGGAAUGGAACCCACAACCCUGGUGUUACAAACACCAUGCUCUACCAACUGAGCUACAUCCUUGCCGGCCAUUCCCUCCCCUACCAAUUGUGCGCCGCCCCAUGGGUCUCCCGGUCAGCUAUGACAGAGCCUGGAUUCAAACCAGGAUCUAUAGUGGCACAGCUAGCACUGCGAUGCAGUGCCUUAGACCACUGUGCCACUCGGGAGUCCACCCUGAUGUAAAUGAGAUAUUUCUGUAUUUCAAUUUUUCUGUAUUUCAUUUUCAAUAAAUAAAAAUGUCUAAACAUGUUUUCACUUUGUCAUUAUGAGGUAUUGUGUGUAUAUGGGUGAGAUUUUAAAAAUGUAUUUAACCCAUUUUGAAUUUAGGCUGUAACACAACAAAAUGUGUAAAAAGUCAAAGGGUGUGAAUACUUUCUUAAGGCACUGUAUCUACCUACACCAUAUUUGGCUGGACAGCAAAAAAUAACUUUAUAGCCAUUUUUCUCAGUUUCACUGUUUGCGUAGUUACUGCUCUUUGCCUUUGUAGGGCAGUAUAAAUAUCUAGUUAAAACUCAACUCAAUAUCUUUUCUUUCAAGUCAACACAGCUUGCCCAUAAUGUUUGCACUGCAGUGACGAACCAGGGAUAUAGCUUGAAAAUGUACCUCAAUCCAGGGAUGGAAGGUGUUGCUGUACUCCUUGAUUUUUUUGGGUGGGAUAAUGAUACAAGUAGAAGAUUGAAAUACUGCUUGUUUUUAAUUAAAUUGCCUUUUUCUUCAGCAUACUAAUGCUAAAGCAGCCCAUUGGAUUCCACAGCCUUCCUGCAGCUACUCACCCAAACACUAGGCAUCACAUUUUCAUUGAAUCCAAUGUGCUGCUUUAGCAUUAGCGAGCCUUUAUAGAACAGUUUCUUAUGUAUUUUUGUUUACUGUGCAUGAUUAAAAAGUUGUCUGUCACAAAAAACUUAUUGAAAUAGCAUAUUGCUUGGUAUGUACACUCAGGCAUGUCUAAAGGAUACAGGUCUAUAUAUCAUAGAGAUCUAUAAUUCUGUUGUAUCAUUCAGUUGUGCUAUUUAAUUCUGUGGUAUACAAAUAACCUCUGCGCCUUCCCUCCAGACUCCUUGCAGCUCUCUCUUGCUGUCUCUGAAGAGAAUGUUCCCCUUGAGCAGCAGCACUUUGAUCAGGAGUGGAGCCCCAGUCUGGGGCAGGAGGACCCAGAGCCCACACAGACUAAACAGGAACAUGAGGAACUCAGGACCAGUCAGGAGGAAGAGCAGCUUCAAGGGCAGGAGGCUGAUAUCAUAGAGUUCAAAUUCCCUCAUAUUUGUGUGAAAAGUGAAUGUGAUCAGGAGAACCCACUUCAUUCCUUGUCUCUUCCCCAAACCCAGACUGUGGAGAACAGAGAGAGUGCCUCUAAACCAGUGGAUCUCACACCUUUUGUCACUGUUACCCACCUAAAGGGUCUUGACAUUCCCUAUGACCCUCCAGAUAAUCAAAACAAUGCCUCCAGCCACAGGUCAGCUGUAAGCAGCGACCCAGUAGGACUUGACAGCAGCCCACCAUUGGAUCCCAACCCAUCAAUGGGGGAACACUGUUCCAAACCCAGCACCACGUCUAGAAAAACUCACCGCUGCUGUGACUGUGGAGAAACGUUUGCUCUGAAAGCUGACCUGCAGGGGCACGUGACUCUCGCCAAGAAGAGACCCAGCGAAUGCCGCCUCUGCAAAAAACGCUACAACUCCACCUGUAAAUUGAAGGCCCAUGUCAGACUCUGUCACAUGGAGAAACCCUGCACCUGCCCCUUUUGUGGAAAGACCUUCAAACUCAAAGGAGAUCUGUCCAGACAUAUGAGGAUUCACACAGGAGUGAAACCAUUUAGCUGUGGAGACUGUGGAAAGAGUUUCAAUCAGAAGGGGCACCUAACUGAACAUAUAAGGACUCACACAGGAGAGAAACCAUUUAGCUGUGGUGUCUGUGGGAAAAGCUUCAUUCAGAAGGGGGACCUAAGGAGGCAUAUACUGACUCACACCGGAGAGAAACCAUUUAGCUGUGGUGACUGUGGGAAAAGCUUCAAUCGGAAGGGGAACCUGAAUUUGCACAUACUGACUCACACAGGAGCGAACGUCCACAAAUAAAGAAACAAAUAAAGAAAACAGGAUGGAAACACAAAGAAGAAACAAAUUAGGACAAAGACAUAUUGUCAGAAGAUGGACAACACUCUUUGGAAAAGCAAAGCAACUCUGGAACAUUUAUUCUCUGGGUUUCAGAUAAAUAGAUGUCAUGAAUUGACUUUUGUAAAACGUUCUAUGUAAAUAAAGUUUGAUUUGAUCUAACAGUACAGAGUAGUUGAAAACUCAUGGUCUGCUGUUCAAAGUCUCUUGAUGUAUUCACAUCAUUAUAAACAGGAAUUCCUGCUCGUUUGGUUUUGGAAUGUCUGGAGAAUAGUCUGCCAGAUGUUAUUGACAUUAAUGUAUACUCCAAGAAAUUGUGUCCUUGCAUUUGUCCAAUAUCCAUUUUCAUCAGUUUUGUCUUAAUGCUGCUAAUUUAUGAUAUUGUUAAUGUUCAUACAGUGUAUAUGGUAGGCAACUACAGACUGAUCUAUGGUCAUGGUUAUGAGUAGGAUUCGUGGAGACAGUGGAGGGUAAGCUGAUCCUAGACCUGUAUGUCUAAGGGCAAUGUCUAGACCUUUAUGACCCAGGACUGUGGCCAUACCCCUCUUUGUUGUCUGUUCCCCCUGAAUCACUACAGCACUAACUGGAUAUACUGUCCUCAGACAUUGAAAAUCUAGGGCUCGAUUAUAUCCAUAUCGCGGUUCUUUGUGUUUUAGCAGGUAACUUCAUUAACACUUCUUUGGAUUAACACCUCCCUAAUUUGAAAUGCAAACAGUCGCCAUGGUUUAAAAACACUUCCCUGCCCCCAACCCUCCCAAUUUGUCAGUUACCCACUGAUAUGUAUAAUAUGGGUAGAUAGGGGGCUGUUUGAAAGGGGGUCAUAUAAACAUUGCUUUAUUUUUUUAUUUUUACAGAUAAUAUACUACAUCUUCUGUCUGAAAUGGGUAUUGUAGUGAUAAGCUAAACCAAGAUGCAUUUCUAUGGUAAAAUUCAGUAAUACCUGCAACUCAACAGUAAAGGUUUUGAUGAUGAUGCAUUUGCUAGAUCUCUAGGGCUGUUGAUGUCAGAAUUGCACUCUUCUUGGGACAGCAGUUGUUUAUAUAGUCUACCAGCGCCGUAUACAUGUAUCUGGCACUGGUAAUAGUCUACAUCAGUGAAUGUCAAUCUGGGAUAGUUACCCCUCAUACUUGGACUAUCCACAGGGGGUACUAAGGAAGACUCAUUACAUAAGCCUAAGUGAUUGGUUGGUUGCACAUGAGGGUACUUCGGGCAGAGCAAAAUGUGAUUGGAGAUUCAAGAAUGACUCUCAUGGAACAGUGGGGACUGUGAGGGGACAAACACACACACACACACACACACACACACAUUCUAACACAAUAAUUGUUUAGCUGUAUUGUUUGUGUAUCAUUGUAUUUUACAUUUGUGUGACUGUCCUUGUGUAUCCGUGUUUUGUUACUUGUCAUGUUUUGUGUUUUUUUGUGGACAACCAGGAAGAGUUUCUGCUGCUUUUGCAAAUGCUAAUGGAGAUCCGCCCCCACAAAAUAUGAUUUUUUUUACUGACAUUUUCUUGAUUUAAAAUGGUUUAUGACUGCAUCUAGUGGCUGCUUGUAGAAGUGCAUGAUACCAAAUGGACUACAGAAAUGCAAUGUAACAGCACUGGUUGUGAAAGCUUGGCCCAGACAGACAUACAACAGGGUAGGUCAUGAACCCGCAGGGAACCCUUGUUGUGGUCAAAAUACAGUAUACAUGUAUUUCCAAUGGAGCACACCUACUCAGAAUGUGCAAUGUGCUGGUAGCUCAUUCUACAAGUGCAUACUGUACCUCACACAAGUAUAUCCUCAAGUUAUUCUUAUGAAAACAGUCACAAAGUGAAAUAUCAUUGAUAAGUAGAGGCGUGUUAUUGAUAAGCAGUGUCAUAUUUUGGUUGCUUGGUUGAUGUUUAUUACAGACCUAUACCAACACCACCACCUCCCUUCCUGAGGCCAGGAUGGCCAGGAUAUCCCUGUGGUCCUCAACCUGCGCUAAGAAACGUCUAUGCAAAGGUGAGUAAAGACAGUCUCUUUUAACAGCAAUGAGCCCAUAGAGGCCUGGCAUGUAUGACUUUGAGUAAGAGUGAGAGUCACUAACAGGAAUAGUGUCAAUUAUUGUGAAUGAGGCUUUACUGAUGCUGUAGCCCUGUACUAAGCAGAGAUGAUUGAGGUUUGUUCUUCUGUCCUACCUGUCACAGAUCCACAGAGCAGAUAUGUGGAUGUCCUGGGCCAGGAAUGGAAGACCAGCCCCGUGACUGAACGUCCUUCUGUCCCCAAUGAACCAACUCAAACUCCUGUAUGUGGUCCAGAGCCGACCAACAUUGGAGCCCCUGGGUGUAAAGUCCAAGACCAGCAGAGAGGGCUGGCUUGGCUUCGGGUGUAAGAAGGACCACCUCCCAGAUGACCACAACAAAUCUUCAUGACCUGUCGAGAAACAUUAGUGGAAUAAUACACCGAACGCAAUACACAGGACACAGAGUUUGUAAUUCGGAAAUGGUUGAGUGAUAGUUGAAGAUUGAAAACGAUAGAUGGUUAAAGACUGAUUCUCAUUCCUAUCAUCUUCUUCCACAGAUUGUGUGGGAUCAGACUCUCAAUAGAUGGGUGGAUAAGAGCGCAGCACAGCUGCGCAGGAGGUGGUAUCAACUUUCAACUGUCAUUUUAAAUCAGAGCAUUGUACUUGUAUUUGAACUGUGAGCAUGUUAUUAUAUGGUUGUGUACUACUUGUUUUUACAUUUUGUCAAUAUUUUAUUUUACAGACCAAGCCUCCACCACCUCCCCCACCAAUGGGGAUGUACCUACCUCCACCAAUGGGGAAUGCAGGCUAUCUGCGGGACUCUGGUGGUCCUCCCAAGGGUAAUAAAUAUGUACUCUGUGAAAGCAGGUGAAUAAUAAUAAUAAUGUAUUUAAUUUCUAUAGCGCAUUUCGUAGAAUCUAAAUAUAUAUCAGGCCAGGUCAAUCAAUAGAGGCCAAGUCUUUGAAUGCUGCAUCCUCCGAAGAUGGAGAGGGUCAGUUCAUGGCUUGAGCUGGUCAGAGGAUGGUAGAUGAUGGUGAUAGAGUCUGCUGAUGAUCUUGAAGAGGGCAAGUAUGGGAACUAGCCUGAGUCUUAUAGCCACUGGACAACUCCUCUUCCAUUCGUUUGUUUUGGAAUGUCUCUCAGGGUUAUGGUCAGACUGAUGUUAUUGAUACAUAAAAAAUAUACUUUCCAGAAAAUAUCUCCUUCCAUUUGUCCAAGAUUUAAAUUUCGUCUUAAUUCUGCUCAUUUAUGAUAUUGUUUGAAUUUUUUUCUUCACUCCUGAUACACUUCACUCCUGAUAAUUGCACUUUGAAUAAGUACAAACUCUUUUUUAAGUGCAUUACAGUGUUUUUCCUGUCCCAAUUCAAUCAUCUUAAUAUUUGCACCUGAUGACUGCAUUCUCUGGUUUAUUGCGCGCGCUGUCACAUCAGUCCUUCCCAAGCCGUUGCAGUAGUCAGAAGUUGCCUGUGUUACAAUGUGUUGUCUUUCAGUUCAGUUCAUGCAAGAAAUGAUAAUUCUAGAUGACCAUAUUAGUUAUUAGAACUGUUUCCCCAUAUGUAGUUUAUCUUUCCAUUAUUACUGGUCUGUCCCAAAGAUUGUUUAGAAACUCUGUCCGUGUACCUUCUAGUAAACAUCCAUCCACAUGGGAGUGCUGUGAUGUGUUUACGGGCUCACAAACGACUGUUACAAACAGAAGAAGACAAUACGGAAGUAAAACUGAGAGAGGGUUUGUUUUUUGUAUGUGGACAGUGGCAACCGUUCUUUCCUCGUGGAUAAAGCCAUACCACAGACAAAGGGGGUUAGUUAUCAUUAUCUUUGCCAUACUAGUUGAAUACUCACCUCUCAGUCGACUGAAAAUGUCUACACUACAGAUGUUGCGCGUGUUCUUAAAUGAGCGUUUAACGGCGGCUGCUGUGGAGAUUUUCGGGGCAGUUGAGAAAACGGUAGCCGAGUACCAGGAAGAGAAUGAUCGGCUACGGAGUCUGCUGCGGAUUAUACCGGACAAAAAACUAUGCAGAAAAGGUUCGUAUGUAGAUCUACAAAUAUAUAGAUACAAUUCUUUUUUCAUGAAUAGCUAAGUUGUUUAGGCUAACAAUGAUCACCAUUUCAUAUAUUUUAAUGUAACGCUUAUCGUGCGUGAUGAAACAGUUUGUCACGAAACGCUUAUUGAAAUACCAUAUAGCUCGGUAUGCGCACUCAGGCAUGGCUAAAAGCUGUGUGUGUGUAUAUCUAUCCAUAUAUAUAUAUAUAUAUAUAUAUAUAUAUAUAAGAGAUUAAGUGUUAUUAUUUAGGUGGUAUAGAUAACCUUUGCUCCUCCUUGCCUUCCCUCUAGAGUCCCUUCAGCUUUCUCUUGCUGUCUCUGAAGAGGAGGUUCCCCCUGAGCAGCAGCACUGUGAGCAGGAGUGGAGACCCAGUCUGCAGCAGGAGGACCUAGAACCCACACAGAUUAAAGAGGAACAGGAGGAAUUCUGGACCAGUCAGGAGGAAGAGCAGCUUCAAGGGCAGGAGGCUGAUAUCAUAGUGUUCAAAUUACCUCCACCUUGUGUUAAAGGUAAAUGUGAUCAGGAGAACCCACUUCAGUCCUUUACUCUUCCCCAAACCCAGACAGUGGAGAACAGAGAAAGUAACUCUAAACCAGUGGAUCUCCCACAUUUUGUCACUGUUACCCACCUAAAGGGUCUCGACAUUCCCUGUGACCCUCCAGAUAAUCAAAACAAUGCCUCCAGCCACAGCUCAGCUGUAAUCAGUGACCCAGUAAGACUUAGGCUGCUGUCACCAUUGCAUCCCAGCCCACCAUUGGAUCCCAACCUAUCAAUGGGGGAACACUGUUCCAAACCCAGCACCACGUCUAGAAAAACUCACCGCUGCUGUGACUGUGGAGAAACGUUUGCUCUGAAAGCUGACCUGCAGGGGCAUGUGACUCUCGCCAAGAAGAGACCCAGCGAAUGCCGCCUCUGCAAAAAACACUACAACUCCACCUGUAAAUUGAAGGCCCAUGUCAGACUCUGUCACGUGGAGAAACUCUUCACCUGCCCCUUUUGUGGAAAGACCUUCAAACUCAAAGGAGAUCUGUCCAGACAUAUGAGGAUUCACACAGGAGUGAAACCAUUUAGCUGUGGAGACUGUGGAAAGAGUUUCAAUCAGAAGGGGCACCUAACUGAACAUAUAAGGACUCACACAGGAGAGAAACCAUUUAGCUGUGGUGACUGUGGGAAAAGCUUCAUUCAGAAGGGGGACCUAAGGAGGCAUAUACUGACUCACACUGGAGAGAAACCAUUUAGCUGUGGUGACUGUGGGAAAAGCUUCAAUCGGAAGGGGAACCUGAAUUUGCACAUACUGACUCAUACAGGAGAGAAUGACCACAAAGAAAGAAACAAAUAAAGAAAACAGGAUGGAAACACAAAGAAGAAACAAAUUAGGACAAAGACAUCUUGUCAGAAGAUGGACAACACUCUUUGGAAAAGCAAAGCAACUCUGGAUCAUUCAUUCUGUGAGUUUCAGAUAAAUAGAUGUGUCAUGAAUUGACUUUUGUAAAACGUUCUAUGUAAAUAAAGUUUGAUUUGAUCUAACAGUACAGAGUAGUUGAAAACUCAAGGUCUGCUGUUCAAAGUCUCUUGAUGUAUUCACAUCAUUAUAAACAGGAAUUCCUGCUCGUUUGGUUUUGGAAUGUCUGGAGAAUAGUCUGACAGAUGUUAUUGACAUUAAUGUAUACUCCAAGAAAAUGUGUCCUUGCAUUUGUCCAAUAUCCAUUUUCAUCAAUUUUGUCUUAAUGCUGCUAAUUUAUGAUACUGUUAAUGUUCAUACAGUGUAUAUGGUAGGCAACUACAGACUGAUCUAUGGUCAUGGUUAUGAGUAGGAUUUGUGAAGCCAGUGGAGGGUAAGCUGAUCCUAGACCUGUAUGUGGUCCUCUGUAGCUCAGCUGGUAGAGCACGGAAGUAGGUUUGAUCCCCGGGACCACCCGUACACAAAAAAAUUAUGCAAGCAUGACUGUAAGUCGCUUUGGAUAAAAGCGUCUGCUAAAUGGCAUAUUAUUAUAUUAUAUGUCUAAGGGCAAUGUCUAGACCUUUAUGACCAUACCCCUCUUUGUUGUAUGUUCCCCCUGAAUCGCUACAUCACCAAACAUAGAAACAAGUCAGCAGCACUAACUGGAGAUACUGUCCUCAGACAUUGAAAAUCUAGGGCUUGAUUCAAUCCAUAUCACGGAAGAUCUGUGGUAUAGUGCAACUGAUAUUUAAAGGUAAUUUCCGAUUGAGUAUACAAAUGCAGUUUUUACUGUGAAUGCAAUCGCUGUGAUGGCAGGAACAUUGCCUUUAAAUUUCAAUCGCGCUAUGCCAUGGAUAAUAAUAAUAUGCCAUUUAGCAGACGCUUUUAUCCAAAGCGAUUUACAGUCAUGUGCGCAUACAUUUUUACGUAUGGGUGGUCCCGGGGAUCGAACCCACUACCCUGGCGUUACAAGCGCCAUGCUCUACCAAUUGAGCUACAGAGGAUCUUCUGCGACAUAAAUUGAUAGCCCUAUACCAAUAUUUUGAUCCCUUUCAUACACAGACCGAAAUCCCACUAAUUUACCAUGCCUGCUUCUUUUUGCAUGCUUUUUCAUAUAUCUGAAAGGGGUAGGUGGUAAAAAAGAAGGAAAAAUAAAAUCCACCUAAAGACCUAGGGCUCUAUUCAAUCCAUAUCGCGGAAAUUUAGCGUUACAGCGUUAUUGAAAUUUAAAGGCAAUGUUAGCGGAGACUGCAUUCAUGGUAAACGCUGCAUAUGUCGGCUCAAUCAGAAAUUACAUUUCUAACGGGCAAUCUGUAACGCUUCAGCAAUACCAAUUGAAUAGAACCCCUAGUCAUGAUUCCUGCAUUUUCACAGACCCUGUAACCAAAAUACAGGUAUCAGGUCUGUGUGAACGGUUCUUUUUGUUUUAGCAGGUAACUUCAUUAACACUUCCUUGGAUUAACACCUCCCUAAUUUGAAAUGCAAACAGUCGCCAUGGUUUAAAAACACUUCCCUGCCCCCAACCCUCCUAAUUCGUCAGUUACCCACUGAUAUGUAUAAUAUGGGUAAAUAAAGGGCUGUUUGAAAGGGGGUCAUAUAAACAUUGCUUUAUCUUUUUCUUUUUACAGGUAAUAUACUACAUCUUCUGUCUGAAAUGGGUAUUGUAGUGAUAAGCUAAACCAAGCUGCAUUUCUAUGGUAAGAUUCAGUAAUACCUGCAACUCAACAGUAAAGGUUUUGAUGAUGAUGCAUUUGCUAGAUCUCUAGUGCUGUUGAUGUCAGAAUUGCACUCUUCUUGGGACAGCAGUUGUUUAUAUAGUCUACCAGCGCCAUAUACAUGUAUCUGGCACUGGUAAUAGUCUACAUCAGUGAAUGUCAAUCUGGGAUAGUUACCCCUCAUACUUGGACUAUCCACAGGGGGUACUAAGGAAGACUCAUAACAUAAGCCUAAAUUAUUGGUUGGUUGCACAUGAGGGUACUUCUGGCAGAGCAAAAUGUGAUUGGAGAUUCAAGAACGACUCUCAUGGAACGGCGGGGACUGUGAGGGGACAAACACACACACACACAGACACAUUCUAACACACAUAAUUGUUUAGCUGUAUUGUUUGUGUAUCAGUGUAUUUUACAUUUGUGUGACUGUCCUUGUCUAUCAGUGUAUCAGUGUUUUGUUACUUGUCAUGUUUUGUGUUUUUUUGUGGACAACCAGGAAGUGUUUCUGCUGCUUUUGCAAAUGCUAAUGGAUAUCCGCCCCCACAAAAUAUGAUUUUUUUAACUGACAUUUUCUUGAUUUAAAAUGGUUUAUGACUGCAUCUAGUGGCUGCUUGUAGAAGUGCAUGAGACAAAAUGGACCACAGAAAUGCAAUGUAACAGCACUGGUUGGGAAAGCUUGGCCCAGACGGACAUACAACAGGGUAGGUCAUGAACCCGCAGGGAACCCUUGUUGUGAUCAAAAUACAGUAUACAUUUAUUUCCAAUGGAGCACACCUUCUCAGAAAGUGCAAUGUGCAGGUAGCUCAUUCUACAAGUGCAUACUGUACCUCACACAAGUAUAUCCUCAAGUUACUCUUAUGAAAACAGCCACAAAGUGAAAUAUCAUUGAUAAGUAGAGGCGUGUUAUUGAUAAGCAGUGUCAUAUUUUGGUUGCUUGGUUGAUGUUUAUUACAGACAUACCCUCUACCAACACCACCACCUCCCUUCCUGAAGCCAGGAUGGCCAGGAUAUCCCUGUGGUCCUCAACCUGUGCUAAGAAACUUCUAUGCAAAGGUGAGUAAAGACAGUCUCUUUUAACAGCAAUGAGCCUAUAGAGGUCUGGCAUGUAUGACUUUGAGUAAGAGUGAGAGUCACUAACAGGAAUAGUGUCAAUUAUUGUGAAUGAGGCUUUACUGAUGCUGUAGCCCUGUACUAAGCAGAGAUGAUUGAGGUUUGUUCUUCUGUCCUACCUGUCAUAGAUCCACAGAGCAGAUAUGUGGAUGUCCUGGGCCAGGAAUGGAAGACCAGCCCCGUGACUGAACGUCCUUCUGUCCCCAAUGAACCAACUCAAACUCCUGUAUGUGGUCCAGUGCCGACCAACAUUGGAGCCCCUGGGUGUAAAGUCCAAGACCAGCAGAGAGGGCUGGCUUGGCUUCGGGUGUAAGAAGGACCACCUCCCAGAUGACCACAACAAAUCUUCAUAACCUGUCGAGAAACAUUAGUGGAAUAAUACACCGAACGCAAUACACAGGACACAGAGUUUGUAAUUCGGAAAUGGUUGAGUGAUAGUUGAAGAUUGAAAACGAUAGAUGGUUAAAGACUGAUUCUCAUUCCUAUCAUCUUCUUCCACAGAUUGUGUGGGAUCAGACUCUCAAUAGAUGGGUGGAUAAGAGCGCAGCACAGCUGCGCAGGAGGUGGUAUCAACUUUCUACUGUCAUUUUAAAUCAGAGCAUUGUAAUUGUAUUUGAACUGUGAGCAUGUUAUUAUAUGGUUGGGUACUACUUGUUUUUACAUUUUGUCAAUAUUUUAUUUUACAGAGCAAGCCUCCACCACCAAUGGGGAUGUACCUACCUCCACCAAUGGGGAAUGCAGGCUAUCUGCGGGACUCUGGUGGUCCUCCCAAGGGUAAUAAAUAUGUACUCUGUAAAGCAAGUGAAUAAUAAUAAUAAUUUAUUAAACUUCUAUAGCGCUUUUCAUAGAAUCUAAAUAUACACUGCUCAAUAAAGGGAACACUUAAACAACACAAUGUAACUCCAAGUCAAUCACACUUCUGUGAAAUCAAACUGUCCACUUAGGAAGCAACACUGAUUGACAAUACAUUUCACAUGCUGUUGUGCAAAUGGAAUAGACAACAGGUGGAAAUUAUAGGCAAUUAGCAAGACACCCCCAAUAAAGGAAUGGUUCUGCAGGUGGUGACCACAGACCACUUCUCAGUUUCUAUGCUUCCUGGCUGAUGUUUUGGUCACUUUUGAAUGCUGGCGGUGCUUUCACUCUAGUGGUAGCAUGAGACGGAGUCUACAACCCACACAAGUGGCUCAGGUAGUGCAGCUCAUCCAGGAUGGCACAUCAAUGCGAGCUGUGGCAAGAAGGUUUGCUGGGUCUGUCAGCGUAGUGUCCAGAGCAUGGAGGCGCUACCAGGAGACAGGCCAGUACAUCAGGAGAUGUGGAGGAGGCCGUAGGAGGGCAACAACCCAGCAGCAUUACCGCUACCUCCGCCUUUGUGCAAGGAGGAGUAGGAGGAGCACUGCCAGAGCCCUGCAAAAUGACCUCCAGCAGGCCACAAAUGUGCAUGUGUCUGCUCAAACGGUCAGAAACAGACUCCAUGAGGGUGGUAUGAGGGCCCGACGUCCACAGGUGGGGGUUGUGCUUACAGCCCAACACCGUGCAGGACGUUUGGCAUUUGCCAGAGAACACCAAGAUUGGCAAAUUCGCCACUGGCACCUUGUGCUCUUCACAGAUGAAAGCAGGUUCACACUGAGCACAUGUGACAGACGUGACAGAGUCUGGAGACGCCAUGGAGAACGUUCUGCUGCCUGCAACAUCCUCCAGCAUGACCGGUUUGGCGGUGGGUCAGUCAUGGUGUGGGGUGGCAUUUCUUUGGGGGGCCGCAUGUGCUCGCCAGAGGUAGCCUGACUGCCAUUAGGUACCGAGAUGAGAUCCUCAGACCCCUUGUGAGACCAUAUGCUGGUGCGGUUGGCCCUGGGUUCCUCCUAAUGCAAGACAAUGCUAGACCUCAUGUGGCUGGAGUGUGUCAGCAGUUCCUGCAAGAGGAAGGCAUUGAUGCUAUGGACUGGCCCGCCCGUUCCCCAGACCUGAAUCCAUUUGAGCACAUCUGGGACAUCAUGUCUCGCUCCAUCCACCAACGCCACGUUGCACCACAGACUGUCCAGGAGUUGGCGGAUGCUUUAGUCCAGGUCUGGGAGGAGAUCCCUCAGGAGACCAUCCGCCACCUCAUCAGGAGCAUGCCCAGGCGUUGUAGGGAGGUCAUACAGGCACAUGGAGGACACACACACUACUGAGCCUCGCUUUGACUUGUUUUAAGGACAUUACAUCAAAGUUGGAUCAGCCUGUAGUGUGGUUUUCCACUUUAAUUUUGAGGGUGACUCCAAAUCCAGACCUCCAAGGGUUGAUACAUUUGAUUUCCAUUGAUAAUUUUUGUGUGAUUUUGUUGUCAGCACAUUCAACUAGGUAAAGAAAAAAGUAUUGAAUAAGAUUAUUUCAUUCAUUCAGAUCUAGGAUGUGUUGUUUAAGUGUUCCCUUUAUUUUUUUGAGCAGUGUAUAUCAGGCCAGGUCAAUCAAUAGAGGCCAAGUCUUUGAAUGCUGGAGAGGGUCAGUUCAUGGCUUGAGCUGGUCAAAGGAUGGUAGAUGAUGGUGAUAGAGUCUGCUGAUGAUCUUGAAGAGGGCAAGUAUGGGAACCAGCCUGAGUCUUAUAGCCACUGGACAACUCCUCUUCCAUUCGUUUGUUUUGGAAUGUCUCUCAGGGUUAUGGUCAGACUGAUGUUAUUUAUACAUAAAAAAUAUACUUUCCAGAAAAUAUCUCCUUCCAUUUGUCCAAGAUUUCAAUUUCGUCUUAAUGCUGCUCAUUUAUGAUAUUGUUAGAAUUUUUUGGGAAGUAAUUAUAUACACUUCACUCCUGAUAAUUGCACUUUGAAUAAGUGCAAACUCUUUUUUAAGUGCAUUACAGUGUUUUUCCUGUCCCAAUUCAAUAAUAUUCUUUAUAAUUGCUCCUGAUGACUGCAUUCUCUGGUUUAUUGCACGCGCUGUCACAUCAGUCCCUCCCAAGCUGUUGCAGUAGUCAGAAGUCGCCUAUGUUACAAUGUGUUGUCUUUCAGUUCAGUUCAUGCAAUAAAUGAUAAUUCUAGAUGACCAUAUUAGUUAUUAGAACUGUUUCCCCAUAUGUAGUUUAUCUCUUUCCAUUAUUACUGGUCUGUACCAAAGAUUGUUUAGAAAAUCUGUCCGUGUACCUUCUAGUAAACAUCCAUCCACAUGGGGGUGCUGUGAUGUGUUUACGGGCUCACAAACGACUGUUACUAACAGAAGAAUUCAAUACGGAAGUAAAACUGAGAGAGGGUUUGUUUUUUGUAUGUGGACAGCGGCAACCGUUCUUUCCUCGUGGAUAAAGCCAUACCACAGACAAAAGGGGUUAGUUAUCAGUAUAUUUGCCAUACUAGUUGAAUACUCACCUCUCAGUCGACUGAAAAUGUCUACACUACAGAUGUUGCGCGUGUUCUUAAAUGAGCGUUUAACGGCGGCUGCUGUGGAGAUUUUCGGGGCAGUUGAGAAAACGGUAGUGGAGUACCAGGAGGAGAAUGAUCGGCUACGGAGUCUGCUGCGGAUUACACAGGACAUAAAACUAUGCAGAAAAGGUUCGUCUGUAGAUCUACAAAUAUAUAGCUACAAUUCUUUUUUAUGAAUAGCUAAGUUGUUUAGGCUAACAAUGAUCACCAUUUCAUAUAUUUUAAAAUAGUUGAAAAUAGUUGAAUGUAACGUUUAUCGUGCGUGAUGAAACAGUUUGUCACGAAACGCUUAUUGAAAUAGCAUAUAGCUCGGUAUGCGCACUCAGGCAUGGCUAAAAGCUGUGUGUGUAUAUCUAUCGAUAUAUAUAUAUAAAAGAGAUGAAGUGUUAUUUUUUAUUUAGGUGGUAUAGAUAACCUCUGCUCCUCCUUGCCUUCCCUCUAGAGUCCCUUCAGCUCUCUCUUGCUGUCUCUGAAGAGGAGGAUCCCCCUGAGCAGCAGCACUGUGAGCAGGAGUGGAGACCCAGUCUGCAGCAGGAGGACCUAGAACCCACACAGAUUAAAGAGGAACAGGAGGAAUUCUGGACCAGUCAGGAGGAAGAGCAGCUUCAAGGGCAGGAGGCUGAUGAUAUAGUGUUCAAAUUCCCUCCACCUUGUGUGAAAAGUAAAUGUGAUCAGGAGAACCCACUUCAGUCUUUUACUCUUCCCCAAACCCAGACAGUGGAGAACAGAGAAAGUAACUCUAAACCAGUGGAUCGCCCCCAUUUUGUCACUGUUACCCACCUAAAGGGUCUCGACAUUCCCUGUGACCCUCCAGAUAAUCAAAACAGUGCCUCCAGCCACAGCUCAGCUGUAAUCAGUGACCCAGUAAGACUUAGGCUGCUGUCACCAUUGCAUCCCAGCCCACCAUUGGAUACCAACCUAUCAAUGGGGGAACACUGUUCCAAACCCAGCACUACGUCUAGUAAAACUCACUACUGUAGUGACUGUGGGAAAACGUUUGCUCUGAAAGCUGACCUGCAGGGGCAUGUGACUCUCGCCAAGAAGAGACCCAGCGAAUGCCGCCUCUGCAAAAAACGCUACAACUCCACCUGUAAAUUGAAGGCCCAUGUCAGACUCUGUCACGUGGAGAAACCCUGCACCUGCCCCUUUUGUGGAAAGACCUUUAAACUCAAAGGACAUCUUUCCAGGCACAUGAGGAUUCACACAGGAGAGAAACCGUUUGGCUGUGGUGACUGUGGGAAAAGCUUCAUUCAGAAGGGGGACCUCAGGAGACAUAUACUGACUCACACCGGAGAGAAACCAUUUAGCUGUGGUGACUGUGGGAAAAGCUUCAAUCGGAAGGGGAACCUGAACUUGCACAUACUGACUCACACAGGAGCGAACGUCCACAAAUAAAGAAACAAAUAAAGAAAACAGGAUGGAAACACAAAGAAGAAACAAAUUAGGACAAAGACAUAUUGUCAGAAGAUGGACAACACUUUUUGGAAAAGUAAAGCAACUCUAGAUCAUUCAUUCUCUGGGUUUCAGAUACAUAGAUGUCAUGAAUUUACUUUUGUAAAACGUUCUAUGUAAAUAAAGUUUGAUUUGAUCUAACAGAGUAGUUAAACUCACAGGUCUGCUGUUCUCGCUUGAUGUUUUCAUAUUAUGAACAGGAAUUCCUGGUAGUUAUUUUUUUAAUGUCUCCAGAAUAGUCUGACUGAUGUUAAUGAUACAUUAAAAAAAAUGGACUUCCGGAAAAUGUGUCCUUGCAUUUGUCCAAUAUUAUUUUUAAUCAAUUUUGUCUGAAUGCUGUUCAUUUAUGAUAUUGAUUUAAUCUUGUAUAUUACAUUUUUAAAAUACUGUUAAUGUUGAUACAGUGUAUAUGGUAGGCAACUACAGACUGAUCUAUGGUCCGUUUUGUGUUUCCCCUCCUCAUGGUUUUGAGUAGGAUUCGUGGAGACAGUGGAGGGUAAGCUGAUCCUAGACCUGAAUGUCUAAGGGCAAUGUCUAGACCUUUAUGGCACAGGAGUGUGGACAUACCCUACUUUCUUGUCUAUUCCCCUUGAAUCACUACAUCACCAAACAUAGCACACGUCUGUAGCACUAACUGGAGAUACUGUCCUCAGACAUUGAAAAUCUAGGGCUUGAUCCAAUCCGUAUCACGGAAGAUCCGCGGUAAAGAACGAUUGAAAUGUAAAGGUAAUUUCCGAUUGAGCCGACAUGCGCGUUAACGCGAAUGCGGGAACGUUGACUUUAAAUUUCAAAAAUUGCGCUAUACCGCUGAUCUCCUGCAAUACGGAUUGAAUCGAGACCCUAAUUUCAUAGGCCUAUAGGCAUACCAAGAUUUUGAUGACUUGUAGUGAUAAGCUAAACCAAGAUGCAUUUCUAAGGUAAGAUUCAGUAGGACCUGCUACUCAACAGUAAAAUUAUUGAUUAUCAUGAUGAUGCAUAUGCUAGAUCUCUAGUGCUGCUAAUGUCAGAAUUGCACUCUUGGGACAGCAAUUGUUUGUAUAGGCUACCAGCGCCACCUGUCUACAUCAGUGUUUGCCAAUCUGGGAUAGUAGGCUAGCACUCAUACCUCGACUAUACACAGAGGGUAUGAGGGAAGGCUCAUAAAACAUAGGGGUAAUGAUUGGUUGCACAUGACGGCAUAGCCACGGGAAGUAGGUGCUGCAGCACCCCCUGAAAAUCAGAACUUAAACAAAACUAAAAUGUAAAAAUUUUUAUUAUUUAUUUUUACUCAUUCUUUUUUUACUAGUCCUGUAUUAGUGGACCAAUAUAGCCGUCUGUAGCACGGCUCCCCCAUUUGUAUAUUGUCCCAUACAAUAAUCUGUAUGACUUGAAUACCACUGGUUUAGACUCUAGAACAGAUUUGGGCAAUUUUGAUGGGGGCUGGGGACACAUAAAAUCUGAACUCAUCUUGAGGGGCAGCAGUUGCUCCACCCUUCGAUGUCUGGAGCUCAAAAAGCAAUAGUACAGUAUGCGAUUCCCGAUACACCACAGGGGAGCGUGAUUAGUUCUCUGUUGUUCUCAAUCAUGAUCAAUGAUGUUUACUCUCAAGUACAGCCGGAUAUUGGCAGGUCGUUAUUUGCGGAUGAUGGGGCCUUAUGGAAGAGGGGGGAAAAUGUGACAUACAUAGUCAGGAAGGUACAGGAAGCAAUUGAUGAGGUAGAGUGGUGGGCAUUAAUGUGGGGAUUGAGGUUCUCUGUAGAGAAAACUCAAACAGUUUUCUUUACAAGGAGGAAGGUGGGAGAUGAGGUAUGCUUGAGGUUAUAUGGGAGAAACUUGGAGAGGGUGGGGGCCUUCAGGUUCCUUGGGGUAUACUUUGACACUAGACUGACCUGGGCAGAACACAUGGAGAGAGUGGUGGGAAAGUGUAAGAAGGUGCUAAAUGUGAUGCGCUGUCUGACGGGGAAGGAGUGGGGGGCUGGGCGUUCCUCAUUGAAGACCAUGUAUGUUACAUUGAUCCGAUCUGUAAUAGACUAUGGCAGUAUAGCAUAUGGUUCGGCAGCCCAGACCUCACUGGAAAGGCUAGAUGUCAUACAGGGGCAAGGACUCAGAAUAUGUAGUGGGGCGUUUCAGACAUCCCCAGUGGCUGCAUUACAGGUGGAGAUGGGGGAUAUGCCGUUGCAGAUUAGGAGACAGCAGCUGGCAAUGAAUUAUUGGGUCAACCUAUAAGGACAUGGGGUGUCUCAUCCUGCGAAAGGGAUUUUACAGGCAUGCUGGGACCAUACGUCAGGACUACCGGGCAUGAUGACACCCUGCUGCCCCCAGUCCGCCUGGCCUUGCUGCUAUUCCAGUUUCAACUGUUCUGCCUGCGGCUACGAAACCCCUACCUGUCCCAGACCUGCUGUUUUCAACUCUAAAUGAUCGGCUAUGAAAAGCCAACUGAGAGACCUGAGCCCUAGGACCAUACGUCGGGACUACCGGCCGUGGUGACUCCUUGCUAUCCCCAGUCCGCCUGGCCUUGCUGCUAUUCCAGUUUAAACUGUUCUGCCUGCGGUUAUGGAACCCCUACCUGUCCCAGACCUGCUGUUUUAAACUCUAAUGAUCGGCUAUGAAAAGCCAACUGAGAUUUAUUCCUGAUUAUUAUUUGACCAUGCUUGUCACUUAUGAACAUUUUUGAACAUCUUGGCAUGGUUCUGUUAUAAUCUCCACCCGGCACAGCCAGAAGAGGACUGGCCACCCCUCAUAGCCUGGUUCCUCUCUAGGUUUCUUCCUAGGUUUUGCCUUUCUAGGGAGUUUUUCCUAGCCACCGUGCUUCUACACCUGCAUUACUAGCUGUUUGGGGUUUUAGGCUGGGUUUCUGUACAGCACUUCGAGAUAUUAGCUGAUGUAAGAAGGGCUAUAUAAAAUAAAAUUGAUUGAAAUUGAUUGAUAAGCGAAGACUGAACACGAGCUUUGGGUGAGUGGGUAAUACCCAGGCGAAGGAGAUGGGACUGUAUGGAAGGGAGUUUAGUCCAACGGUACUUAUUCCUGUAAAUCCACCAUGGCUACUCCCGCCUCCAGUAGUUGAUCUAGAAGUGUUGGAGAGACUACAGAAAGAUAGGGAGGGUGUUGAUCCAUCUGAUUUGUUUAAGAGACGUCUGGAUACUGUGUAUCAGGGUUUUGUGGCCAUUUACACAGAUGGUUCAAAAGAUCCAAGGACAGGACAUACUGGGUCAGCAUUUGUAGUGCAGGAAUGUGGGGUGGAAGUCAGGAAACAUAAUACAGAUCAUCUGGCUGUAUAUACGGCGGAGCUGAUGGCCAUACUGUUGGUCUUGCAGUGGGUGGAGGAAGUCAAACAAGACAGAGUAGUUAUUUGCUCUGAUUCAUGUACAGUGUUAAUGAGUCUCCAGUCCUUUAGCUCACGUAGCAGACAAGACCUGCUUUAUGAGGUGCUACAAACCCAUGGCAGGAUUAAACAGGUGUGUAUACAGAUAAGAUUUACUUGGGUCCCAGCCCAUGUGGGGGUGGAGGGGAAUGAGGAAGUAGAUGAACAGGCUAAACAAGCACUUAGUAGUGGGGAUGUUGAUGUUAAAGUUUAAAUGAGCAAGGCAGAUGCAAAAAGACUGAUAUAAACAGGGAUGGUGCAGAGAUGGCAGGAGCAGUGGAAUAGAGAUAAUAAGGGAAGGCAUUUAUUUCAAGUACAGAGGAAAGUCAGGGAGGGGAGGACGGCAGGAAGGGACAGAAGAGAGGAGGCUAUUUUUACAAGAUUAAGGGUGGGACACAGCCAGUUGAAUAAGACAUUAAAUGUGAUAGGAAAGCAUCCAACAGGAAAGUGUGAUUAUUGUCAGGAAACAGAGACUGUGGAGCAUGUAUUGCUACAGUGUGGGCAGUAUCAGAGGGAAAGAGAGAGGAUGAGAUCUAGUAUGAGGGAGAAGGGGAUACAGGAAAUUAGUUUAAAUAGUAUAUUGAGUAGAACGUCAUUUGAUAUAGUCUCAAAUAUGUUGUUAUCUUUUUUAAGAGCAACGGGGCUGGCAGAUAGGAUUUAAUUUCUCCCUGUCUCUGGACCACACUCCAGUACAGUAGGUGGCGGUAAUGCACCGUAACGUUGGAUGACAAACGCUGAUAAACCCCACUGAAGAAGAAGAAAAAGCGAUUCCCGACGUUCACCGAAAAGAGCCAUUCAUCAUUUAAACCAACUGAAAACACAACUUUCAGUUGACUGAAAAUGGGCUCGCCCUCACUGAUACAAAUAGAAGACAAUGCGGAAGUGAAACUGGAUUUUCUGGUUUGUUUUGUUUGUUAA